Molecule: messenger RNA, 653 nt
Organism: Didymodactylos carnosus
Lineage: Eukaryota; Metazoa; Rotifera; Eurotatoria; Philodinida; Philodinidae
Source: the annotation of a GenBank genome assembly
UGUAUCAAUAGUUUUUGUUUUUCGUUCUUUUUCUAUAUAUUUUUGAAGUGUCGAUAUGAAUACGAAGUUAGAUCCUAUUUUUUAAUUUUUUAUUUUUGAAUAAGUACUUUUUCUUCGUACCAACUUUAUUUUUAUUAUAUUCUAAACGGUUGAUUGAGAGUUCAAUCUUCAUCAGUGAGAAAACAAAAAGGGCCCAUGGAGUGGCCGUGUGUUUGGAUCAGUCAGCAGCAAAAGUGUGGAAUGCUUCAGGAUCAGCAUGGGAAGCAGUCAGCUCGCGAAUACUUACAGUUCGAUUGGGACGCAAACCGAUUAACAUUACAGUGACUGCUGUUUAUGCUCCGGUCAAUCCAGCAAAUGGACAAAAAAGUGAAGUUGAGGCAUCGGAGGAUUUCUAUAAAUGUUUGCAAGAAACGAUUGAUAAGGUACAAAAGCAGGAUAUGGUAUUGAUAAUGGGAGAUUUUAAUGCACGGCUGGGUCAACAACAAAAUUUGACAGCGGGUGAAGUGGUUGGCAGACACACAGUUGAUGUGGAAAAUCUCAAUGGUGAAUUACUAGUUGACUUUUGUUCAAUUAACAACAUGGUUGUUACAAACACCUUCUUUGAGCACAAACCUGUGCAUCAAACAUCAUGGAUGCAUCCAGGAACAAAAGAA